Messenger RNA from Aphidius gifuensis, 2752 nucleotides. RefSeq names its product NADH-ubiquinone oxidoreductase 75 kDa subunit, mitochondrial (gene ND-75). Gene Ontology annotation, cellular component: membrane. The record is from RefSeq and is a predicted model, not a curated record. Lineage: Eukaryota; Metazoa; Arthropoda; Insecta; Hymenoptera; Braconidae. Bases 391 to 2577 code for a protein of 728 amino acids. Gene Ontology annotation, molecular function: NADH dehydrogenase (ubiquinone) activity; iron-sulfur cluster binding. Gene Ontology annotation, biological process: ATP synthesis coupled electron transport. The transcript has 5 exons.
GUGGCUUUAGUGGUGUAAACACGUACAUAAUGUUGUGCAAUUUUCAUUAAUCAAAAAAUUAUUUUUUUUUUUAUAAUUAAUACAAUAAUUUCCAAUAAAAUUUUAUUGCAUAUUCAAAUUUACCAUAGAAUAAUCUAUAGGUAUUUAUUUUUGACAAUAUAAAAUACUAUCAAUAUAAAUAUUAAUAAUUAUUAUUAAUAUAAAUAUUAGAAUUUAACAGAAUUGAGCUUUAAAAUCAACUAUAGUUAUUACUGGUUAAUAAACGUCAAAAAAAUAAAUAACCGGCUAAUUAACAGCUGUACUGACAGUUGUGUUUACUGUUCAAGUUUUACAACUCUGCUGGUCAGUCUGAUUGAGUCUGAUCUUCUUGGGUUUAUAAAAAACAAGAAGAUGCUGCGUUUAACAUUGUUGAUGAGACAAACCAGUCUGUCAAAUGGCAGACUGGGUAUUGCUGGUAUAAAAACAACAGCAAAAACAUUACAAGCUAAUCAAGAUUUAAUUGAAGUAUUUAUUGAUGAUAAACCAGUUCAUGUACCACCUGGUACAACAGUACUACAAGCAGCAGCUAAAAUUGGUAUUGAAAUACCAAGAUUUUGUUAUCAUGAACGUUUAGCUGUAGCUGGUAAUUGUCGUAUGUGUCUUGUUGAAAUUGAAAAACAAAUGAAACCAGUUGCUGCUUGUGCAAUGCCUGUUAUGAAAGGUUGGCGUAUUAAAACAAAUUCUGAUUUAACACGUAAAGCACGUGAAGGUGUUAUGGAAUUUUUACUUGUUAAUCAUCCACUUGAUUGUCCAAUAUGUGAUCAAGGUGGUGAAUGUGAUUUACAAGAUCAAAGUAUGGCAUUUGGUAGUGAUCGUUCACGUUUUACUGAUAUUGAAUUUACUGGUAAACGUGCUGUUGAAGAUAAAGAUAUUGGUCCACUUGUUAAAACAACAAUGACACGUUGUAUACAUUGUACAAGAUGCAUUAGAUUUGCAUCUGAAAUUGCUGGUAUUGAUGAUCUUGGAACAACUGGACGUGGAAAUGAUAUGCAAGUUGGAACAUAUGUUGAAAAAAUGUUUUUAUCUGAAUUAUCUGGUAAUAUUAUUGAUCUUUGUCCAGUUGGAGCAUUAACAAGUAAACCAUAUGCAUUUGUUGCAAGACCAUGGGAAACAAGAAGAACAGAUAGCAUUGAUAUUUCUGAUGCUGUUGGUAGUAAUAUUGUUUUAUCAAGUAGAACUGGUGAAGUAUUACGUGUUUUACCUCGUGUUAAUGAAGAAGUCAAUGAAGAAUGGAUAUCAGACAAAGCUAGAUUUGCAUAUGAUGGUUUAAAACGUCAACGUUUAAUAACACCAAUGAUUAGAAUUAAUGAUAAAUUAACAAAUGUUGAAUGGGAAGAUGCACUUCUUGCUGCUGCUCGUGCUCUUCAUAAUGUACCAUCUGGUAAAAGUGCUGUUAUUGCUGGUAAACUUGCAGAUGCUGAGGCUCUUAUAACUAUGAAAGAUUUACUUAAUAAAUUGGGUGGUGAAACACUGUCAACUGAACAAAAGUUUCCAAAUGAAGGAUCAGGCAUUGAUUUUAGAAGUAACUAUUUAUUAAAUAAUAAAAUACAAAAUGUUGAAGAAGCUGAUGUUGUUAUUCUCAUUGGUACUAAUCCAAGAUAUGAAGCACCACUUGUAAAUACUAGAUUGAGAAAAGGAUAUCUUCAUGGUGAACAAAAUAUUGCAUUGAUUGGACCAAAAGUUGAUCUCACUUAUGACUACGAGCAUUUGGGAGAAUCACCAAGUAUUAUUGAUCAACUUAAAAAUGGACAAGUAUUUAGCUCAGCACUGAAAAAUGCUAAAAAACCAAUGAUUAUUUUGGGUGCUGAUCAAUUAACAAGAAAAGAUGGGGCUAAAAUUUUAUCAGCAACUCAAGAAUUGGCAAAAACUCUUGGAGAUAACGCGAAAACUCCAGCUGAUUGGAAAGUAUUGAAUGUGUUGCACACAAAUGCAUCACAAGUUGCUGCACUUGAUCUUGGCUACUGCAAUACCCUGGAAUGUAUAAAAACUCAACAACCAAAAGUACUAUUUCUCCUUGGUGCUGAUGAUGCAAAUAUAAAAAAAGAAGAUUAUCCAAAUACAUUUAUUAUUUAUAUUGGUAGUCAUGGUGAUAAUGGUGCAACAAUUGCUGAUGUUGUACUUGCUGGUGCAGCAUAUACUGAAAAAACUGGUACGUAUUCAAAUACAGAAGGUAGAGCACAACAAACUGGAGCAGCAAUAACACCACCUGGAUUAGCAAGACCAGACUGGAAAAUAAUACGUGCAUUGGCUGAAUUUUCUGGUGUUGAAUUACCAUAUGACACGAUACAAGAUGUACGUGCUAGACUUGAAGAAGUUGCACCACACUUGGUUAGAUAUGGUGAAGUUGAACCAGCAAAUUUCUUUGCUCAAGCACUUGAGUUAUCAAAGAAAACUGGUGGUACUUUUCUACAAGAUCCAGUUGAUAUUAAACAAAAAACACUUGAUCAAUUCUUUAUGACUGAUGUUAUAUCAAGAGCAUCACCAACAAUGGCCAAGUGCAUACAGGCUGUUGUCAAACAACAAACUGCUCAGGCUUAAUUGAAAUAUAUUUAUAAACCCUUUUUUUUUUUUUUCUUUAAAUAAAAUUAUGUAUAGUUAAAAAGAAUUUUGUUGUCGAUAAUUUUAAAACAAUAGUCAGUAAAUAUAACUGACAUCUAUAUAGUUAGUCGUUUAAUAUUAUUAGUAAAUAAAACUCUUGAAAUUAAUAUUUUAA